Molecule: messenger RNA, 768 nt
Organism: Capsella rubella
Lineage: Eukaryota; Viridiplantae; Streptophyta; Magnoliopsida; Brassicales; Brassicaceae
Product: ervatamin-B
Exons: 5
Coding region: 1-768 (255 amino acids)
Cellular component (GO): lysosome
Molecular function (GO): cysteine-type endopeptidase activity
Source: RefSeq, a predicted model, not a curated record
AUGGAUGGAAGAAAAGGCAAACAGAUUUAUCAGGGUCCACCAUCAAGAAAAAAGGAUGAUGAUUCUUGCGACUGGAGGGACUACCCGGGUGUUAUCGGCCAUGUAUUGGAUCAAGUAGAUCAAGCCACAUGUUGGGUAAUCCCAAUAGUGAGAGCCGUCGAGGCACUUUUGAACAUUGGCCUUUGUUUACAAAGGCAAAUAGAAUUGUCUUUACAACAUAUCGUCAGCGAAGUAGAUUUUAGUCCAAAUGAUGGCAUCUCCAACAUAAAAAACGCUCUAGCUUACCUCAAACAAUCUGGAGUUUGUGUAGAGAGCCAGUGCUCUCAUCGUGGUGAACUUGUGAAAAGAAAAUGCAAACAUCCCAAUGUCCACUACCAUAGAGUAGACAGCUACACUUAUAUGACGGACAUUGAAGAUGUAGAUCUUGAAGACAUUGUUAGAAGGCAACCUGUAGCCGCUCUCAUGCCAUAUGAUGGAGGUUUGAUGAACUACAACAUCAAUGGAAGCGAUUGGCUUUACCGUCAUGACCGUACCGUAGAUGGAUCUUUUACCCCAAUGCAUAACGUUCUUAUCGUAGGCUAUGGACGUCACGACGGGCGGCCAUAUUGGAUUAUUCAAAACUCUUGGGGAGAGUCUUGGGGAGAUGAUGGUUAUGCAUAUGUCUACCGUUCGACCGUUCGUAGACGAUCGUUGUCCCAAUUUGCUGCUGUUUUUUGUCCAAACAUAAGAGGAUUGCCAAGACCUCCUGGACCAAAAGACGAAGCAUGA